Messenger RNA from Sabethes cyaneus, 2853 nucleotides. RefSeq names its product peptidylglycine alpha-hydroxylating monooxygenase (gene Phm). Bases 463 to 1557 code for a protein of 364 amino acids. Gene Ontology annotation, biological process: peptide metabolic process. The record is from RefSeq and is a predicted model, not a curated record. The transcript is spliced from 7 exons. NCBI's taxonomy places the organism in Eukaryota, Metazoa, Arthropoda, Insecta, Diptera, Culicidae. Gene Ontology annotation, cellular component: membrane; extracellular region. Gene Ontology annotation, molecular function: oxidoreductase activity, acting on paired donors, with incorporation or reduction of molecular oxygen, reduced ascorbate as one donor, and incorporation of one atom of oxygen; copper ion binding.
GUUCAGUCAGAUAACUGGAAUGUUUAGCGCGAUAUAGACGUUUAGCUCUGCAGGGAUUGGUUUUGGGGUUCUGCGAGGCCGUGGAAAAGAGUUUUUGGUAAGUUUUAGUACUGCGAAAAUCGAAUCCAGCGCGAUCCGGGACCAGUGUCGUGUCAGCAGCUGUGUUAAUAAAGUGACGAAAGCAAUUUUUAAGAUGAAAACCACCGAAAAUCUAUGAGCUUCCUCCCAUAGAGUACUGCUGCUUGUGAUGGUGGUGCGGUAAAUGUUAGCCGUAUAUCUGGUUCUUGCUCAUCGUGGUGCAAAAAAAUAAAGGUGCAAGUGCUGUGAAGUGGAAAGCGCUGGCACAGUGCUAAACGAAAAAGUAAAUAAAACAGGGUAAUAGCUGUAAAUUUUGAGUGUUUUGUGUCACAACUAGCUGGUGCUGGAAAUUACAUUUUCCUCCUAGUACGGGAACCAGGAGCUAUGCUGAGCAAAGUAGAAAACUUCCAUAUGGUAGCUUCGGCGCUAGUCCUAACUGUUGCGCUGCUAUCAAGGUUGGCCAAUGGCCUGGUGGAUACCAGCAGCAGCAGCAGUGGUAGCGAUGCCGUUUAUUCGGUGGGGCGGUUUCCGUUCCUGAUGCCUAAGGUGAUACCGCACAGGCCGGAACUGUACCUCUGCACGCCCGUCAAGGUGGACUACAGCAAAAGUUAUUACAUAGUUGGUUUUGAGCCAAACGCUACGAUGGCCACGGCACAUCACAUGUUACUGUACGGAUGUGGAGAUCCUGGCUCUGAGUCCGCUGUGUGGAACUGCGGCGAGAUGGUGAAAAACGACGACGUCAAGGAGGAAACGGGCAGUCCGUGUGCCACCGGUUCGCCCUCGCAAAUUAUCUACGCUUGGGCCCGUGACGCGCCGAAGCUCGAGCUGCCGGACGGUGUGGGCUUCAAGGUUGGCAAGGAUUCACCCAUCAAGUACAUCGUGCUGCAGGUUCACUAUGCUCAUAUCGACAGAUUCAAAGAUGGUACAACCACUGACGAUUCUGGAAUUUUCUUACAUUACACGUUGAAACCGAUGCACAAACAGGCGGGCGUUCUGUUGCUCGGUACCGGUGGCUCCAUUCCGCCGAUGAAGACCGAGCACAUGGAAACGGUGUGUGACAUCCGUGAGAAUAAAACCAUCUAUCCGUUCGCAUACCGGACGCAUACGCACAGUUUGGGCAAAGUCGUGUCUGGCUAUCGUAUCCGGGUCGACGAUGACGGUCAGGACCAUUGGACUCUGCUGGGAAAACGUGAUCCACUGACACCGCAGAUGUUCUAUCCAGUAGAGAAUAGGGAACCGAUCCGAUACAAGGACCGUAUGGCCGCUCGUUGUACGAUGGAGAGCCAUAAGGAAACCAUCACAAACGUUGGGGCCACCAACAAUGACGAAAUGUGUAACUUCUAUCUGAUGUACUACGUCGAGAACAGUGAACCCCUGCAGAUGAAAUACUGCUUCAGCAAUGGACCCCCUUACUUCUACUGGCGCAACAAAGAAGCCGAGCUCAACAACAUUCCCGAUUACGAGGCCAGCCAUCUGUAAAAUGGAACUCCGAUUAAAAGGGUGAAAAAAAUCAUCACAAAAUGACGAUCGUGUGUCCUUACUACCAGCAGCUAAAUCUAUACUAUUGUCUAUAACACGUUCAAUUUUAAUCCUACUCUUACGACAAAAAAUCAAUCUUUCGAACCAUAUCAGCUAAAAGGUUUUAAAAAAACAACAGCUCGAAUGUCUUAACGCAAGGAAUCUGAAAAUUUUAAAUAACAUAAAAAUUUAUUAGCCUAGUCACGAAGCACUGCUACUGACGGAAUGGGAAUAUUUUUCCCGCCGAAGGACCUUUUCUUUCUACUUAAGCUCAAUAAUUUUUAGUUGUCCGACAGAAAAAAGCAACCGAUAAAACUAGAACCGAUGGUACAACUAGGAUAUAUUGUAAGCUGUGAAAUGAUAGUUAUCGUGUUGACGUUUGGAUUCACGGGAAGGCCCCUAUAGAAUGUUGCAACCUUUAAUAUAUUUAUCUGAAUCGUUUAGAAUUUACGAUUGUUUCGACUUAAUAAAUCAACAGUGCUGUGAAAUAGAAAGACGUUGUCAGGAAUUGUUACGUACUUACUGUGGAAAUUUUCGUUACCCUCAAAGCAAAACCAACAUUCCUGCUCCUCUGCCUCUAAGUCUGUAAAUAUCUCAUGCAAAUUCUAUCAUGACAGGUUCAAUUAUGUAGACGAGAUUUUAUGAUCCGGCCAGCCGGUAGAAAAUAGAACCGUUGUAUUCGAUUGUAGGAUACACGAGAUCAAGCAAAUUUAAUAAUGGGAACAUAGAAAUUCACCUUCGAACCUCUAGAGCAAUCAGACGGUGCUCCCAUAGCCUGGAAGACUGUCUGACGAAAGCUAGAGACGAAAGGAAACAUCACAAAAAAUUCAAUGAUAGAUUAAAAGCUAUAGUAGAAUGCAUCCUAUUUGCAGUGCGUGGCAUAAUUCCAAACUAAUGACUCCACCACGCAGUAGAAAAUUUAUAUGAGAAUAAUAAUAGCUAAAUGCAGGGGUUCCCACACUCCUCUGUCUAAAAUGAUUGUAACAUAAUUGACUGUUGUGCUAAGCAAAGAGAGACAUACAAAAUUAAGGAUAGAAAGAAAACGCAAAGGAACACAUCUAGCAUCGAGAGAUGGAUGAUACUAAUAGCGAAUGCUAUAGUUUUAAGCCGACGCAGUUGAAAACUCGCAUCGGAUCACACUUUAGUAUUUGUCGCGUAAAGGAUGUGUGUAGUUCAGCGCAAACAUAUUAUAUUAUAUACAUACAGAAACUCAUGAAUACCAUAUAUAUAUAUGAAAGCACAAUAAAAGAACUAGUA